Messenger RNA from Tripterygium wilfordii, 1091 nucleotides. RefSeq names its product vesicle-associated protein 1-3-like. The transcript is spliced from 8 exons. The record is from RefSeq and is a predicted model, not a curated record. The coding region runs from base 109 to 822 and encodes 237 amino acids. Lineage: Eukaryota; Viridiplantae; Streptophyta; Magnoliopsida; Celastrales; Celastraceae. Gene Ontology annotation, biological process: endoplasmic reticulum membrane organization. Gene Ontology annotation, cellular component: endoplasmic reticulum membrane; plasma membrane.
UCUUUCACCGAAUUUUGAGAAACGUGAAGGUAUUCGUGGUUUUCCGCAAUAUCCAGCCUGCAAUCGUUUUAUGUAGAAGGAAUCGAGAAUCGUUGUUGAUUGAGAGUCAUGACGGGAGAUCUGCUCAAUAUCCAACCUAGUGAGCUCAAAUUCCCAUUUGAACUGAGGAAGCAGAGUUCAUGUUCUAUGGUACUCACCAACAAGACAGAUAAAUAUGUGGCCUUUAAGGUUAAAACAACCAACCCCAAAAAGUACUGUGUCCGUCCAAACUCUGGUAUUGUGUUACCGGGAUCAUCAUGCAAUGUUACAGUCACUAUGCAAGCCCAAAAGGAGACACCCCCUGAUAUGCAAUGCAAAGACAAAUUCCUCCUUCAGAGUGUUGUUGCACAAGAUGGGGUCACUGCAAAAGACAUAACACCAGAAAUGUUUAACAGGGAAGAAGGUAAGUUAGUGGAGGAGAUUAAAUUGCGGGUUGUUUACAUUCCUGCUAAUCCCCCCUCGCCUGUCCCUGAAGAAUCUGAAGAAGGUUCCUCUCCUAGGGCUUCUGUGCAUGAGAAUGGGAAUUGGGAUGCCUCAUUGCUCAGUGCUGUAUCAAGAUCCUUAGAGGAGCCUAAAGAGAAAUCCUCAGAGGCAUGGACCAUCAUCUCCAAGUUGACUGAGGAGAAAACUUCUGCUUUGCAACAAAAUCAGAAGCUACACCAGGAAUUGGAGUUGAUGAGGAAAGAAAUUAGCAAAAACCGUGUCAGUGGCUUCUCCUUACUGUUUGUUAUACUGGUUGGUCUAUUGGGUGCGGUGGUUGGCUAUUUCCUCAAGAGAACAUAGAAGCUACUAUCCAAGCAGUCGUUCAUUUGUGUUUUUUUGGGGUGCUGGCAUCCAUUUGCUGCUAACCCAGAUUUUUUCAGAAUUUUUUAGGACCAACUUAUCUUUUAGUGUGCAACAUUGUAGUCUAUGAUAUGUUAUUGACUUGUCUUGUUUGAACAAUAGCUCUGGUUUGUUUUUGGUUAGAGUUUAGCGCGUGUAAACCUGGGAGGAGUUGUGAAUUAUCAAGAUUUUCCUUCACCAUUGAAAGUUGUCUUUUUGAUAAAAAAAAA